Cladocopium goreaui is the source of this 4668-nucleotide messenger RNA. NCBI's taxonomy places the organism in Eukaryota, Dinophyceae, Suessiales, Symbiodiniaceae. The record is from the annotation of a GenBank genome assembly.
AUGGUAGCGGAGCUGGAGAAGAAGACUGGUAGCUGCGUGUGGAGCAGCACCUGGACCUCUCCGACGAGAGGACAAAUCCCCGGCAAGACGGGGAAGGGAAAAGCAAAGGGCCAAGGAAAAGCCCAAGAGAGAACCAGGUCCGCCCGAGCCAUAGAGCGGCGGAUACUACGUGGGGCAGCAAGGCGUGCAGAAGGCUUGCUGAACACCACUGUGGAAGCAGCCAGCGGUACGACCAACAGGCCGGACCACAACGAGCUGGACUACGUGGAAGGCUUGAGACUUCAGGCCGUUCCAGAACAAGAAGUACCAGAGUUUCUGGACGUGAACAGGACUGUGGUUGGUGGUCUGCCAACACACAGCAAAGCAGGAGGAGCGACCAAGCGCGUGUGGAGGAAGUUCGAGAAGGACUACCCGAGCCUCGCCAAAGUCGUACAGUCUACACCGGGUGGAAAGGCGAGAAAGUCCUUUGCCCAGGAAGAAGGAGGUCGACGAGUAGCACAAGGACUCGUUGCACCUAGGGCACAAGUCGUGCCAACCACACUGCCGCCGCCUGAGCAGCGUGGAGAGGAAGCAGUAGGAGAGGAAGAAGAAACACACGCGGCAACGAGCGUGUGGUACUCUGUGGACGAGUUCGGGAACUUCAAGGAGGAGGUCGACGACUCGCCCGAAGAAGAGGAAAGGCCGAAGACCGAGCAAGCGUCUUCAGCGGCAAGUAGCAGCUCAGUGGGUGUCUCCGAAGUCGCCCGAGCUGUUCAGGACCUAGAGCUGAGGAGUCAGAAAGCCUCAGAAGAAAGAAACCCAGAAGGUCGAGAAGAAGGACGGGACUACCAGCGUGAGGAGUUGGAGGACCGUGAAGAGCGGGACUACCAGCGUGAGGAGUUGGAGGACCGUAGAAGCAACUGGAGCGAGACAGCUUCCAGUAGCUCUACAAGCUGGUCGAGGAGUACCUGGAGUAGCAACUGGGGAAGCGACCAGUCGAGGGCUUGGGCCGGACGUAGGGAGUUUGAACGAACCUCCAAGAGUGUUUUCUCAGAAGAGGAAAAGGUCUCAAUCUUAGCGCAUGUAGCACCUCCAGAGCUUCAGCAAAGCAUCUUUAUGCACAGCGACGCGUUGGGCACUUACGCGAAGAUUCGAGACUACAUCGAGCAGUACCUCAUCAACAAGAACGUUUGGAAGAGACCGCAAGGAUCCCAGUUUGGAAUCACUAAGGCGGCAAACAAGGUUGAUGACGGAGGACUGAUGGACAUGACUGUGACUGACUCAGCAGAGAGUUUGCUGUCAGUUUUCAACAUGGUGGAAAAGGGAGUCAGGUUUGAAGAAGAAAAGGAACCUGAUACCUGGAGAAUGGAGACCAAUGAGGAAGGAGAAUUCGUGGUUCGUGUGCACAACACAGCACGAUUCCAACUAUUCAGCCCAGAGCGAAUGGCUGAUCUUCCUGUUCCAAUCAAUCGACUACUACCUGGUCGACUUACCAAGAUCUAUUUCUCCGAAGAUGGAUCGCAUGUGGAAGACCAGAGUUUGUGGACAAGAAAACAGACAUCUGCCAAGAACAUGGGCAGAGAAUGGCUGGGAGAAUCGUGGUUUAGAUUGAAGCCAGAGACUGAAAUUCCUGAAAAGAAGGAUGCAGAGAUUGAAGAAGCAAAGAAAGUUGAAGGAGUACGUGACCCAGACCAAGACAUGGAUGAGUUCUUUUUGGAUUGGGUGUACGUAGAAGAUCGAGUACAACCAGAUCCAAUUGAUCAAGACCAAGCCGAACGUGAAGUGUUUCGAGAGCAAAGACAGCUUCAUGAAGAAGGAGAAGUGAAAGAACAAGCACAGGAGGUAGAUGUACCAAAGGCACCGAGUGCACAACAGCGUGAGGAGCACAGGCUUCAUCAUGCAAAUUUCGAACCUUGGUGUGAAACUUGCAUCAAAGGACAAGGACGAGGUGCACCUCACAGAAGAAGCAAGGAAGACAAGAAAGAACACAUCAUCUACUCCGACUACAUGUUCUUCAGUGUGGAUGGUGAGAUGGUGAAUAGAAGUGAAGGAAAGAAGCAGAAAGGACUGAUCACAGUGCUGACGGCAAUUUGCAAGGACAGUCAGUAUCCCUUCGCCAUGGUGGUCCCAUCAAAAGGAGGAGGGUACUACUCAAGGGAUGCGUUGGCAGCUUGGAUCAGAGAUCUGGGAUGGAACAAAGUGACAAUACAAAUAGAUCAGGAAAAUUCCAUGAACAAGUUGUUUGACAGAGUGAGGGAUCUCAUGCCGGAAAGAGUAGAGAUUCGGAAAUCACCACGGUAUAGCUCACAGUCUCUUGCAGAUGGAGAAAUGGUGAAUGGACUGAUAGCUGGAAAGAUUCGCACAUGGCUGUGUGAGUUGUCUGAAAGCUAUGCAACGAAAAUUGGAACCGAGCACUACGUGUUCCCAUGGAUCGUGCGUCACAGCGCAUGGACUUUAGCAAGGUUUCAUGUCAACAAGAGCAAGACCACAGCGUUUCGUGUGAUAAAGGGCAGAGACUACGUGGGUGAGUUGAUACCAUUUGGAGAGACAGUGAUGGGAAAAUUUCCAAAGGUGAAAGACAAGUCUGCACCUCGAUGGACAAAAGGAGUCCCAUGGAAUACAGUGUUGGGAAUCGAGAAAACAAAGCCGGAAGCAAUCUCAUCGGAGGUGAAAGCAAUUGUGGCACCAGAAAUCGAAGGACAGGAAACCUAUGAUUUCGAGGACAAAUCGAAACAAGAAAACGAGCCGAUCUUUGAUGACAAACCAGAAGCAAUGGCGAAAGCAAAGGUGGUUCACAUACCACAACCUAUUGUACCACCAUUGCGGAAUGCACCAAGAUCAGCUCCAAGUACACCGAAAGGAGGGAAAGCACAGAAGAGCACAAAGAAGGAAGACAAAGCACCAGAGAUGCAGGUGGACGAUGAAGGAGAGAGGAUCGAGAUUGAAGAAAAGGAUUCCAAGAAGCCACGACUGGCAGAGGGUACAACCUCUAGUGCCGUACCGGGCGACACCGGAAUGAAUCCAGGACAACCUGAACUGUACCGCAUAGACACACCAACAGAUGACAACAUGAGUGCAGCGGGCACAGCGUCUCAGGACAUGGUUUCUGGAGUCAGUAACGGUGAAGUUCCAGAUGCGGAAGAAAUGAGGAAGAAAUACCAUAUGCCAGUGAACAAGGACCAUGUAUGGUUUCAGAAGUGGCUAGAUGAGAGAAAGGAGUACUUCCAGAGUGAAAUGGUGGCAAACAUCAUGGACUACCUGGACCAAAUUGGAGCAGCAGAAGAAGAACAAAAGAAAGCUCGAAAGAUGGAGAUCAAGAAGUUGAACGAGGACUUUGGAGCAUUUACACCGAGAGACGGAAGAUUGAUUCCAAAGGAAAUAACAGUGUUUGGUCAUAAAUGGGUAGACAAAGUUAGUGAAGGAAUUGCAAAGUCAAGGUUGACAUGUCAGGACUUCAAACGAAAGGGACAGGACAAUGACAGAAAUACGUCGGAAGCACCAAGCAAUUUUUGUCCGACACCACAUGGAUGUUCCAGAAAACUGUUGGAAGUCUACAGUAUGGCAACAGGACUACCACGAGUGAAAGCAGAUCUCACAUCAGCGUUUCUGAUUGCCAAUGACCAAGGUGACAAGACAGGACAACCUGUGAUGAUGAAACCACCUAAGGAAUGGCUGGAAGACUACGACGAUUGGUACUUGUUGCAGCCCAAGGAAGUUCAAGAAGAACUCAAGGACGUUCCUAAGGAACAUAUCCUGUGGCAAGUGGAUGGCAACUUGUACGGACGUCAGUCAGCAGCAGCACAGUACAGAGACAGAUUAGAAGAAAUAAUCACUAAAGAGUUACCACCAGAACAAUAUGAGUUUCAGCGAGGAGCAAUCGAUGGAUGUGUGUACAAAUGUGAGAAAACAGGAACAGUGCUGAUUCAUCACAUAGAUGAUUUCGACAUUUGUGGACCCGAGAAAGUUUUGAAUGAUUUGCUGAUGAUUCAAUUUCCAAAGAACGGUUGCAAGCUGAAAAUGGGAGAGAUGGAAUACCCGUUUGUAGGAAGUAAAACAACUUCAGAGUUUCUUGGAAGGACCAAGAUCAAUGUCGAAGAAGCCGUGAUCACGAAACCAAACGCGAAACAUGUAGAGGUGAUACUGAAACAACUGGGUUUGGAAAAUGCCAAGCCUGGACCAGUGCCAGGAAAGAAACUUGACCUGACACAGGAAUUGGCAAAACGCAUUCGGGAACCAAGGGAAUGCGACAUGGCCAACCUUAAAGUCCUGGGAAGGUAUCUCCGAGGAACCACGAACUAUGGGCAUGUGACAAAGUUGACAGAGGGGAUCGACAUCCGAGAAGGAAUCCCGAUGCACUGCUACUGUGACAGUGACUGGGCAGGAGACCAAGAAAGCAGACGUUCCACAAGCGGUGAGGCGAUUUUCGUAGGUGAACUGGUACGAAACGGAUGCGAGUUGAUAGGACUCGUGGACCUGACUGAGGAUGGACUGGACAAACACGUGUCGAAAACAAACAUGAGAACAAUAGGUUCUGUGAAUGAGAACGAAAACAAACGAUGGAAAGCGCAAACCGGCUCAAAGCUUAGCGUUCGACAACACGCUUCCGGGGUGAAACGAAAUGGAAACCUUGGGGGACACACCUGUGUUGUGGGGCGGCAAAGCCAUCAUGCCGGGAAACACCGGGAUUGA